Messenger RNA from Trichoderma atroviride IMI 206040, 2937 nucleotides. RefSeq lists its product as uncharacterized. Gene Ontology annotation, cellular component: endosome; HOPS complex. The record is from RefSeq and is a predicted model, not a curated record. Lineage: Eukaryota; Fungi; Ascomycota; Sordariomycetes; Hypocreales; Hypocreaceae. Gene Ontology annotation, biological process: vacuole organization; endosome organization; intracellular protein transport. Gene Ontology annotation, molecular function: protein-macromolecule adaptor activity; protein binding.
AUGGCCAUCUCAUGGAAGUCAUUCGACUUCUUCGACGUCUCGCAGGUAGCGCUGCCUGACAAUGAAACCCGCCAGCUCUUCGAGGGCAACGAAAUCGCCAGCAUCUGCGCAGGCUCCGACAGCCUGUUUCUCGGCUCGAGCGAUGGAUAUGUCAGCAUCAUUGGCAAGGGCUGGAAGGUGAUGAGGACGUUUCAGGCGCACGAGGCGCGGAUCACGCAUAUGCGUCAAGUGGAGGGGACGAGCUUGCUGGUGACGGUUGCGGAAGAUAUGAGCAGUGAGCCGAUCCUAAAGGCGUGGGCGUUGGACAGGUUGGUUAAGAAGACAAAUAUGCCGACAUGCCUCAGUACCUUGACGAUCAAUAAUGGGAGGCGGCAGUUUCCCAUAUCAGCGUUUACUGCGCUCGACGACCUGACUCAAAUCGCCGUGGGCUUUGCGAACGGCGCUGUGACCGUCAUUCGGGGAGACCUUGUUCAUGACUUGGGGACAAAGCAGCGGAUCGUGUACGAAUCGGAAGAACCGGUGACUGGUGUCCAAUUGGCAACCCAAGAGAGCUCGACGACACUCUUCAUCUCUACGGUAUCGAGGAUACUGCAGCUCGCGCUUUCCAAGAGAGGACAGGGCUCACCGCCCAAAACCAUCGAAGACUCUGGCUGCGCCGCAGGCUGCAUGACGGUCGAUCCUGGGACCGGAGAUAUCAUUGUCGCCCGAGAUGACGCCCUUUAUACAUACAGGUUGGAUGGGCGCGGGCCCCCUCGAGCAUAUGAGUCUCCCAAGCGGCUUAUAUCCAUCCACAACGACUACUUUGCGGUUGCGGGCCCGUCGUCAGUCAGCAGCAGCCGGGAUCCCGAGGCCUUACGGAGGAGAUUUGGUUCAGCGACGGCAGAUGGUCUAUUUAACGCAUGGACUUUUGUUCUGUUGGAAGCGGAUCUUCGAGUGGUUGGCCAUACAGAGACACUCAUCUCUCCAGUUCGAUUCAUAAUUGAAGUAUGGGGAGAUUUGUUCACAAUUACAGAGGAAGGAAAGAUUUUCCGAUAUCAUGAGAAGCCACUUCAGCAGCGCCUUGAGAUGCUCUACCAGCGCAACAUGUAUCCUCUCGCAAUCGAGUUGGCCCAGAACUCGGGGAUGAGCAACGAGCAACAGAGCCUAAUCUAUCGUAAAUUCGGCGAUCACCUGUACCAAAAAUCAGACUACGACGGGGCAAUGAAUCAGUAUAUUCGAGCGAUUGAUGCCACUGAGCCCUCGCAAGUCAUCAGAAAGUUUCUGGAUACGCAAAGAAUACACAAUCUGAUUUUGUACUUGGAAAAACUUCACCAUCAUGGAAAGGCAACCUCCGAUCACACAACGCUCUUGCUCAACUGCUAUGCCAAAUUAAAGGAUAUCAAGAAGUUGGAAGAGUUCAUCAUGGCUCCCGGAGACUUGAAGUUUGAUCUAGACACAGCCAUCACCAUGUGUCGACAGGGUGGCUACUACCAGCAAGCUGCAUUCCUUGCCAAAAAGCAUGGCGAGACCGAGCUUGUCGUGGAUAUCCUGAUCGAGGACUCAAAGAGCUACGAUGAAGCGCUGGACUAUAUAUGGCAUCAGGAUCCUGCCAUCGCAUAUCCGUGUAUGCAAAAAUAUGCCAGAGUCCUCAUAGAGCAUUGCCCCAAAGAUGCUACGAAGCUCUUUGUGGAUUAUUAUACUAGCAACUACCGACCACGGCGGACAGUGGUGCUACCCGCUGAAGUCUCUGGAACAGCUACUUCCAGUACAGGAUUCACUGCCGGAGCGGCCAGCGCCGUGCAGAAUCUCACCAACCUUCUCGUCUUGCCUUCAUACAUUAGCCCUGCCACAGGCACACCAGGCAGCGCAAAGCCAAACGAAACUACCAUUGUACCCGACGAAGACGAUAUUCCGAUACCCAAAUACAACCCCCCACCACCACGAACGGCAUUUUCAUCGUUUAUCGAUCAUCCCGAUGAAUUCAUCACCUUUUUGGAAGCAUGUCUCGAGGAAGAAAAACUGCGAACUGUUCAUAGCAGCGAUCUGUACACUACCUUGUUUGAGAUGUACUUGCACAAGUCUAAUGAAAAGAAGGGAAGUUUGCACAAGGAAGAGUGGGAAGCAAAGGCGAAAAAACUGAUUGAGGGGGAGCAUGUGCCCAUGGAGAGCUCAAAUGUGCUUCUGUUAUCGCAUUUGUCCAACUUCCAAGACGGCACCGUUUUGGUCAAGGAGCAAGCUGGGCUGCUAUCCGACAUAUUCAGAUCCUAUACUACGGCAAAAGACACACGCGGCGCACUAAAGGCUCUGAGAAAGUACGGCCCAGAGGAACCGCAGCUAUAUCCGGCGGCCUUGUCCUAUCUCACCUCGGAUCCUCGAGUGCUGGAGGAAGCUGGGCCCGACGAGUUGGCAGCUAUCCUAGCAAAGAUUGACAAGGACGGGCUCAUGGCCCCGCUUCAGGUCGUCCAGACUCUUGUCGGGCAGAGUUCCGGGGGCGGCGUAGCUACAAUGGGCAUGAUCAAGCCGUAUCUUCGCGAGACAAUCACCCGGGAGCGCAAGGAAAUUGCUCAAAACCGGCACAGAAUAUCCACACUGCGUACCGAUACGGAAAAGAGGCGAAGCGAUCUGGAAGACUUGGGCUCAAAGCCUGCCGUUUUCCAGGCCACGCGAUGCUCCGAUUGUGGCCAAGGGCUAGACCUUCCAGCUGUGCAUUUUAUGUGCAAGCACAGCUUCCACCAGCGAUGUCUACGCGGCGGCGGCGAGGAUGACGAGAUUGAGUGCCCAAAGUGUGCUGGUGAGAACGAGGUGAUUCGCAAGAUGAGAGAGGGCCAAAGGGAGCGAGCAGGGCGGCAUGAGAUAUUCAAGGCGGACCUAGAGAAUAGCACUGACCGAUUUGCGACCAUUUCUGAGUGGUUUUCACGAGGAGUGAUGGAUGCGCAGGGCUCAGAGCAGGCUUCUUGA